This is a messenger RNA of Closterium sp. NIES-67, 3666 nucleotides long. The record is from the annotation of a GenBank genome assembly. Lineage: Eukaryota; Viridiplantae; Streptophyta; Zygnematophyceae; Desmidiales; Closteriaceae.
CCUUGUGUCGUGGGCUGGGCAUGCUAUGUUUCCCGCCUCGCUCACACGCACAGACCAGCCGGGACUCCCAGAGACCUGAUGACUCACGCGGAUGUCACUGUUUACAAUUAUUCAUGCCUUAGCCCAGUCAUCACCAUCAGCGAACUAGCGUUGAUGCUCGGAUGAUGCCAGCUAUGCAGACUCGCCUCUCUUCUUUCGUGCUACCUAACGCCUCUCUUAUUUGUCCGAACAGAGCAGGACUAUUUUCCGUUAGUUAUUAGCCUUUGUUAGCCUGGCAGAUUUCUCACCCUAAAUCCUGCUUAGCCUACCGGCGAUUCAAGCAUCGGAUGCUCUUAUUAAAUCACACAAAUCCCAUUGCAGCGAUCCGCUAAGUCCCUCUCUUUUCGUCAUCACCGGCCGUCCCUGCCGUCCGGGCCUUCCCGGCCGUCCCUGCCGUCCCGGCCUUCCCGGUCGUCGCGAUGCUCUUCGAAACCGUCCGCGUGGAGCCGGACGAGCUCCGCCUGCAGUUCGAGCCGGGCAGGAGUCUGGAGUGCGACCUGCACAUCGCCAACGUCACCUCGCAGACCGUUCUCGCUAAGCUCCUCCCCAGCAACCCCCGGCGCUACAAGUUUUCAUCAGGCCCGAAGGUGCUGCUGCCGCCCUACUCAAUCACAGACAUCAGAGUGACGUGUGAGCCUCUGAGCGCACGGCCGUAUUGGAACGACAACAUCAAUGUGGAGUGCUACCACUCCGCCAAUGCCACCUCGCCGCUCUCCCUGCACAAUGACGCCUUGCCCCUGACCGGGGUGGCGAAGCUGCGGGUGCCAGUGCUGUUCCUAGACCCCGAGGGCGCUUUCCCCACGUCCACAAGCAUCUUCUCCUCUGCGUCUCUUGCCCGCACGGCCAGCGUCACCUCCUCCAGUGUGAGCGGCGGCAGUGCGUCGUCUCUGAGCAGCAGUGCGCGCGUGGGCACUACCAGCAACCUUGCGCUCAACUCCGUGGGCGAUGACCUCACUGACGCCACUGCUGCUGCGCUCGGCAUGAGCGAGCCUCAUCUCAAGCGCCGGGACGCCUUCAUAGCUGAGCUGGGCGAAGCCCUCACAGACAGCAAGAAGCAGGCUGCUGCUCUCAUUCACGAGGUGGAGGAAUUGAAGUGGCAGCUGGGGCAGGAGCAGCACCAGAACAAGCACCUCAAGUCUCGCGUGGCGGACUAUGAGGCGGUGGAGAGAGGUGGGGGGGCGGGGGGCGUGGAUGACCGCAUAGAGGAGCUGCGCACUCACCUGGCAGAGGCGGAGUGGAACGCACAGCAGGCAGCAACGGACGUGCUGGAGAGGGACAAGGAGAUCAAGGAUCUCUCUGCCAAGAUGGCGUCCAUGGAGCACGAGAUGCGGGGCAUGGUGGAGCGUGAGGAGGCGGUGGUGGCGCUGCAGGAGCGCACGGAGGAGAAGCGUGCGGCGCUAGAGGCGGAGCUGGCGGAGCUACAGGAGGAGAUGGGCAAGGUGGCGCGCAAGAAGGUCGAGAUGGAGGGCGACCUCAGGCGCCGCCUCGCAAAGGCAGAGUCUGCCAUGGCGGCGGCGCAGGCGCGGGAGAAGGGGCUGGGGGAGAGGUGCCGGGCAGCGGUGGCAGAGGCCCGCAAGCUCAAGGCGGAGGCACUGGAGCUCAAGACCGAGGUGGCGCGCGCGGGGUCCAGCAGCAAGAGCUCCUUCAAGGGCCUCGCUCAGGUGGCAGCACUGCGCUUCCAGAAGGAGAGGCUGCUGCGGGAGAAGGAGAGCCUCGAGAAGAAGCUCCAGGAGGCAACAGGGGAGGGUGCAGGUGUGACGGUGGCAGCAGCGGUGGCAGGGGAGGGCAGCAAUGAGACUGUUCAGAAGCUGGAGCAGGAGCUGGCGCACACACAGGAGCUGCUAGAGGCGGAGAGGAGCGCGGCAGCAGAAGCAGCAGCGGCGGCGGCGGCAUUGCGAGAGGCAAUGAGCCGCGAGGUGGAGGAGCUGCGGCGGGAGAUGGAGGCGAUGAGCGUGCGCAGCCGGGAGGAGGGCACGGCACGGGCCGACGGGCAGGAAGAGGAGGAGCUCGAGGCUAUAGCGAGUGCAUCGUCGGAGGAGCUAAGGGAGCAGCUGUGGGACGCUCUGGAGCAGCUCGACAAGGCCAAGAACUUCGCCAGCAUUAUGCGCGGUCAGGUCAUUGAGCAGAAGAAGAGGAUGCGAGAUCUCGAGGAGGAGCUGAAGCGCUCAGAGACAGGCCCACUGAAAGAGCGCCUGGAGGAGGUGGAGGAGGAGGCUCGUGCACUGGGGCAUUACGUGGAGCAGCUGGAGGAGGAGAGGGCGCAGGGCGGGGCGGACCCAGCGGAGGUGGAGGCCAUGCGGGCAGACCUGCAGGCGAUGAGGGAGGAGGUGGGGCAGCGCAGGGCGGAGCACGAGCACCUCAUGCAGGAGCUGAACAACAUGUACCGCAACCAUCAGGAGCAACUCGCCGAUGCUCUGCAUCAGCGCGAUGCAGCGAUGGGUGAGCUGCGGAGGCUGCAGCGGCAGCUGGAGGAGGAGGAGGAGGCGCGGCAGGAGGCGGAGCGGCGACGUGUGGAGUGCGAGAGGCGGCGCGCGUCCGUGGAGCAGGAGAGGAACGAGACAGAGAUGCAGGCCAGCACGCUCAAGCAGAAGAUGUCCCGGCUGGAGCGACAGCUGUCCGAGCUGAACCACGCGCGCAGCAAGGGCGGGGCGCAGGAGGAGCAGGCGGUUAAGGAGCAGGCUGCAAAGGUGGCGCACCUGCAGGAGGAGGUGGAGCGGCUGGGGAAGAUGGGGGAGGAGGCGGACAGGCUGAGGGACGACCUGAAGGUCAAGGAGGAGAAGCUGAAGGCAGAGGAGGCAAAGGUGGCACAGUUCGCAUCCAAGCUGCAUGAUAUCACGAUGGUGAAUGAGACGAUGGAGAGGAAGCUCAAGGAGCAGAGCGCGUUCGAAACAACCGUCUACGAGGUGACGGCAGCGGACACCAAGAAGCCUGGGCACGUGCUUCGGCUGAGGAAGAAGACGGCCUACAGCUGCGCCGUCUGCAAGCUUGCAGGCAGGGGGCUGUGCUGGCGCUGCACCCACUCCACAUGCGGCGACUACAUGCACACGCAAUGCCUCAUCAAGAAAUGAGGAGGAGAUUGCCCUUGGGUUGGAACUUGGAACGUUUGCUUGAAGAUAAUGCCGUGAUGAGGCAGGCAGCAGGGAGGGCAGUGCUGGCACUGCACCCACUCUAUGCUGGCGGUGCUUUCACUCCACGUGCGGAGCAGAGACUACGUCCAGUUGCAGUGCCUCACCAAGUGAUGAUGAUGGGGGGGAUUGCGUUUGAGCUGAACAUUGGAAAACGGAAAACCAAGGUCGUAGGGGGCUCUGCUAUGCUGUCGCUGCACCCACUCCACGUGCGAAAGCUACGCCCACUCGCAGUCAGUGCCUCAAGUGAUUGAACGGAUUGCAUGAGGGGAUUGCAUUUGAGACUCCAUUAUGCAAGGGUGUGUGCUGUGAUGGUUGGUGGUGCUGCUAACACUUUGCCAACUCACACUCACUGCCUCUUCAAGUGCCGCCAGGGUUACAGACUCCCUUGUUCGGCCACAGCCGUGCUCACAGCCUUGCUCACAGCCUCACAAGAUCUUUCACCUGCUCCUGCACGUGCACUCUCACUCGCUCCCUCACUCACCGUCUCUCACCUCAAGCC